Ahaetulla prasina is the source of this 3229-nucleotide messenger RNA. RefSeq lists its product as uncharacterized. Lineage: Eukaryota; Metazoa; Chordata; Lepidosauria; Squamata; Colubridae. The record is from RefSeq and is a predicted model, not a curated record. The transcript is spliced from 8 exons. Bases 135 to 2015 code for a protein of 626 amino acids.
GACGUAACGAGGCUCCUGCGGCCACAGCCCCGUCGUGGCGCCCUGUUCGACGUAAGACGUCCUUAAUCCAUAAUUUAAAACCUCGAGACGGUUGCGCGCGGCGGGAAGCUCGUUCGACUGUCCACAAACGAAGCAUGCCGCUCUAUAUUAUAAAGUACUACAUUGAGGUGCAGAGGAAGGAAAACUCCUUCCAGUCGUCAGGCCUCACCUGGGAUGAGGCCGAAAACUUCUAUUUGCACCCUGUUUACCUGACUGAGCAGAGGACAAAGGAACAUAAUUUUGCCAAGAUUAAGCUGGAAGCAUUCCUCCGAGCCUAUAUCGGCAACGCUGAAGAAUGUAACAGGAAAAUCCAGGGAAACCUGGCCAAGCAAAAGGAAGUGGAAAAGCUUAUUAAAAAGAUGGCCCGAGAUUAUGUACCUGACAGAAUAAACGAGGUGAAAAUGAAGAGCAGGACGAGGCAAAACAAGAUGUCCUGCAGCCUCUCCAAAUUAUAUUUGAACGCUAUACCGCCAUUGUCCCCGGAAGAAGUGAAAAGACUGGUGUCAUCAGCAUCCAAGCUUAUCGUCGCUGCGACUUCGAAAAUGUCUCCUGAAGAAAUGGAAAAAACUCAAGAAUGUAAGAGAAGAGAGACGAAAAGUGUUAAGAGUUUCAGCGAUGGUCGCAAGAAGGAUUUUUCCACCAUCCUUUUUCAUGAGAAUCAGGCAAAAAGAGGCCAACGAACAAGACAAAGCGAUAAAGAGAUAAAGAGGAAAGCCAAAGCUUCCAGUAUCACUCCUGCUAAAUCAAAGAGAAUUUCUUCCGUGGCCGCUUGGAAUACUCCGCAGAAGGCCUUUGUACCCUCUUUGAAAGGUGCAGAUAACGUUGGCGUGCAUUCUUACACACCAUUUAAAAUCAGAAGACAGGAGUCCUCUUCCAAACCUGGUGAAGGUGUUUCAGGCAAGAAAUGUCCACCUAGAAAGCCUCUGGCUGCAAGACCAAGCCAGACUCUUGGCUCCAAAGCCCAUGAAGAUCGGCCUCAACGCUCGGUCAUCUUGAAAACUGAAGAGCAGAAAGUCUCGCAAGGAAAUGGCUAUCGUCCCUCUGCCAGAUUAACAGCUGAGAUUUGCAGCAGCCAGCAUUCAACCACCGGAAAAAAGACCAGAAAGCAAUUCAGUUCCGAAAUGAUUUCCAGGUCCUCUAUCCUGAAAAGGGUCAGCGAUCCUAAAUCCCAUCACCCCAACGAUCCCAGAGGAAAGUUUGUGAAAUGCAGCCAAAGGAACGGGCCUAAAGGUGAACGGGAAAGCAGCGAUUCACUACCCCGAACCGCUUCCAAAUGCCAUCAGGUCAACUUUGCCAAUUGGGAAUCUCUCGGCUUGGAGCGGGAUAGAGUCAGAGGCUCUCAUGGUGACGGUGAUGGUGACGCCGCUGCCACUGCGCCUUCCAUAGAGAAAUGUGGGCUCACAGAAGGACACAACGGUGAUUGUGUUUCUACAGUCCAGCAAGGACCGCCUUUUCCGCACGAGCUUGGCCAGGAAAUGACUCGAGAAGUACCUCCUGAUCGGACCAGGAGCGAAUCCGACCAGUCGUUCUCUUCGAAGGAGCCCAGAGACGCUCGUGCGGGAGGGGAUCACGUCGAUAGCUUGCCUAGUCGAGAACGCGUGUUAGAAUCCAAGUCCUGUAAACGAGGGGCGAUCUGUAUCCCGCCCACGGCUCCAGCUGGUUGCUGUUGUUCCGAACUACCAAGUUACUGUGUGUGUGAAAUCAAGGAAGGGCACGAGAUCGGAUUUCCUGGGAAAACUGCAGCGCUGUUGAAAAGUUUGGCUGGGGAACAAUCCGACAAGGAGUUCGCCAACUCGUCUCUCUCGAGCAGUGCAAGAUCGUUUGGUUGGUUCGGCGAGCAGAUGGGUGAAAACAUUACACUGAUGAAGGAGGGCAUCAACCCCAAGAUGGAAACGUUUCUUCAGAAACUUCUGAAGGCUCCCGAAAAUGGCACCAUCCCACAGGAAGCAUCCCAUCAGUAUGAAAAACAGAAGUGAAAAUCUUUGUUAAAUUUUCCUUGCCAAUGACUGCUUUGCAUUUCAUUCGAUGCUCCAGAGGCUUCUAAGAAUGCACCGCUGCUUUAUAAUGAUUAGAGUUCCACGCUUUUAUUCUAUUUUGUAAUAAUCAGAAUUUGCUCAAGGAUGUCACAACAAUUUGAUCGACCGUUAAGAUGAUUUAUUGCAGAUCUCUAGACUUCUCCCCUUCCAGACCUGCUGGAUUGUAGCUUUCACUGCUCUUGCCAUUAUGCUGGUUUUAAAAUUCUUAAAAUUUAAAAUUCUGGUUUUAAAAUUUUAAAAUUAAAAUUAAAAUUUUAAAAUUAUAAUAAAGUUAAGGGUGGCUCAGGGGCUAGGACGUUGAGCUUGUCGAUCGAAAGGUCGGCAGCUCAGCAGUUCGAAUCCCUAGUGCUGCCGUGUAACGGGGUGAGCUCCCGUGACUUGUCCCAGCUUCUGCCAACCUAGCAGUUUCGAAAGCACGUAAAAAUGCAAGUAGAAAAAAUAGGGACCAUCUUUGAUGGGAAGGUAACAGCGUUCAGUGUGCCUUUGGCAUUGAGUCAUGCCGGCCACAUGACCACGGAGACGUCUUCGGACAGCGCUGGCUCUUCGGCUUUGAAACGGAGAUGAGCACUGCCCCCCCUAGAGUCGGCAAUGACUAGCACGUAUGCGCGAGGGGAACCUUUACCUUUACCUUUAUAAUAAAGUUAGAACUAGUCCUUCUAAAUGUGCUUCUUUUCUGGAAAAGACUGAUCAUGAAAAGGAGGCCAUCUUUUCCAGACAAGGAACUUAUUUUUCUGUUUCUCCAAAUUUUCUCAGCUCAGACCUCCGAACCUAAAACAGUGUAUUUUAAAACUGAGUUGUAUCUAAUUGGGUUGUUAUGGCUGGUGUUUCAUUUUACUGCUGAACUUAAUCCAAUUUAACACAGUAUUUCAGCGUUCAUAGCGGUCAAAUAAUCAGUACUGUAUUUUUAUGUUGCUUUUCCUCAUAUUUUAGCCAAAUAUCUGAGUAGAAUGAUGGUAAUUUAUUGUAGGUAUAAAUAACAUGUGCUCAUUAGGUAACUCGACAAUGAUGCUAUGACAUUGCAAUGAUUUUAUUCUGAUGAAGCCGUUUUGAAUACCUUUUCUUAUAAAAUGUAUUUUCUUUGGUUAGCGUCAAUCAUUUUUUUAAACCGUCUGAACACAAAUAAAAGCAUGUCAUUUCUGCAAAGUUUUCACGGU